AUGCUUUCUCAAUUAUUUACAAUUGGUGUUAGUGUUUUAUUAGUUACUUCAAUUCAAGCAAGUAUUACUCCAAAUAAACCAAGAGAUGGAGUAAUUGCAUUAGAUAUGCAAAUGGAAUAUUCCUCUGAAUUAAUGAAAAGACAAGUUGGUGAACAUGAUUAUUUUGUUACACCUAAUAAUUGGCCAAAAAUAGUUUUACCAAUUGGUUCAAAUAAAGAUGAAGUUUUAUUAAUUGUUGAUACUGGAAGUUGGUUAACUCAAGUUCCUGAUGUUGCAACAAAUUGUACUAGAUGUUUAUUACCAAAUGGUAAAUUAGGUUUAUAUAAUAGUAACACAUCAACAACUGCUAAAAAAACAGGUAAAAAAAUAAAUUCAGAUUUUGGAGGUAAUGCUUUUUUCCAUGGUGAAGGAGUUAUUGAUGAUAUUUGGAUUAGUUCAGAUUUUAAAGUUCCAAAUACUUUAUUUAAUGAUGUUCAUGAUCUUGGUUCAUUAUGGCCUUAUGGUAUAUUAGGAUUAGCUAAACCACCAACAGGAGAAGAAUAUGAAAACAUUGUUUGGAAUGCUUAUAAAGCUGGAUUAAUUAAUAAACCAAUUGUUGCAUUAACUCAAAAAAAUUCAAGUGGUAAUAGUUUACAAUUAUUUUUAGGUGGUUAUAGUAAAUCUCAAUUAGUUGAAGAUUAUACUUGGACAUCAAUUGCUCAUGAAAAUUUUGUUGCUCAUGUUGAUUUUUUAAAUAUUAAUGGUACUAAAAUAAAUGUUAAUCAUACUUUAACUUUUGAUACUGGUAAUUUCCCAGUUGGUGUUAAUCAAGAAGUUUAUGAUGGUAUUAUAGGUUCUUUCCCUAAUGAUCCAAAUAAUAAAAAAGGAAGUGGAAAAAUUGAUUAUAAUUUAAUUAAAGAUAAAACAAUGACUGUUUCAAUUUAUGGUAAAAGUUAUAAUGUUCCAUUAAUUGCAUUUAUUGAACCUGAUUGUACAAGUCAACAUUGUGAUAUUAUUGUUCAUGUUACUUCUUGGAAUUGGGGAACUGGAUUUAAUAGAUUUUUAAAUUUAGCUUUGAAAUAUGAUGAAGGUUCAUUUAUUGGUAUUGCACCAUGGAAACCAUCAAAUACUAAUGAUAUCGUUUCAUUUUAA
Lodderomyces pseudojiufengensis is the source of this 1131-nucleotide messenger RNA. Its product is annotated as pepsin-like aspartic protease. Gene Ontology annotation, biological process: proteolysis. Bases 1 to 1131 code for a protein of 376 amino acids. The record is from RefSeq and is a predicted model, not a curated record. Lineage: Eukaryota; Fungi; Ascomycota; Pichiomycetes; Serinales; Debaryomycetaceae. The transcript has a single exon. Gene Ontology annotation, molecular function: aspartic-type endopeptidase activity.